AGUUCUGAUUGGCUGUGCACGCGUGGAAUAUAAGCCCAGACGCGCGGCCAGGAGUGCAGUAGGACGCUCGGAGCUGCUCUGGUAGCGAUGGCUCUCCCCGUGACCUUGGCCCUGUUCGCGCUGCUUUUCCUUUCUGGCCUAGACGGCGAGCCGCGUACUCCAAAGAUUCAGGUUUACUCACGGCAUCCAGCAGAGAAUGGAAAGCCAAAUUACCUGAACUGCUAUGUCUAUGGAUUCCACCCACCUCAGAUUGAAAUUGAUUUGCUGAAGAAUGGACAGAAGAUGAAAACGGAGCAGUCAGACUUGUCUUUCAGCAAGGACUGGUCGUUCUAUCUUCUGGUCCACACAGAUUUCACUCCCAGUACAGUGGAUGAGUACAGCUGCCGUGUGAAUCACAGCAGUCUCGCUGCGCCCCAUAUGGUUAAGUGGGAUCGAAACAACUAACCAGCAUCAUGGAGGUUUGAAGAUGCCUCAUUUAAAUUGGACUAAUUCCAAAUUGUUUCUUCUUUUUUUUUUAAAUACUUAUAUGCUAGUAUGCUUUAUGUACACAAAUUGAGAAGAUAUAUUGAUGUUAACAUAAAUACCUUUAUAAUUCUACUUUGGGCUCUAUGUCUUCAUAUUUGAUGCAUGUGGGUAGGUAGCUGUAGCAGGUUGCUAGAAGUUUAGAGGUGGGAAGGAGGGAAUUCUCAUGUUCAAUAUCAUCAUCUUGGUCUAAUCUGAACUCUUUAGUAUUCUGCAUACAAAAUUGGAUAAGAUCAUUGUGCAUGUUUAGAGUUAAGCUCCAGUUUGCAUACUUUGCUUAGAAUUUUUGGAAAUAGUUUUUAAAAGAAAAUUGUCAAUUAUUGGAAAAUCAUUAUAGUGGAUUGAAAGAAUUUUCAUAUAAAAUUCACAUUUACCUCAUAUUUGUGUGGCACAUAUGUUGCAGGCGAGAAUUCUGUCAGAGAACCACCAGUACGCCAGUUGUAUUGCACAUAUUUUGAUAUUUUUGCUUCACUGAUUAAAAUAAUGGUAAACUUGA
Messenger RNA from Pteropus alecto (black flying fox), 1018 nucleotides. It is a transcript of the gene B2M, whose product is annotated as beta-2-microglobulin. NCBI's taxonomy places the organism in Eukaryota, Metazoa, Chordata, Mammalia, Chiroptera, Pteropodidae. Gene Ontology annotation, cellular component: MHC class II protein complex; MHC class I protein complex. The record is from RefSeq and is a predicted model, not a curated record. Gene Ontology annotation, biological process: antigen processing and presentation of exogenous peptide antigen via MHC class II; positive regulation of T cell activation; peptide antigen assembly with MHC class II protein complex. Bases 88 to 444 code for a protein of 118 amino acids. Gene Ontology annotation, molecular function: MHC class II protein complex binding. The transcript is spliced from 4 exons.